Molecule: messenger RNA, 2763 nt
Organism: Nakaseomyces glabratus
Lineage: Eukaryota; Fungi; Ascomycota; Saccharomycetes; Saccharomycetales; Saccharomycetaceae
Gene: HSH155
Product: U2 snRNP complex subunit HSH155
Biological process (GO): spliceosomal complex assembly
Cellular component (GO): U2 snRNP; U2-type prespliceosome; catalytic step 2 spliceosome
Molecular function (GO): protein binding; mRNA binding
Source: RefSeq, a predicted model, not a curated record
AUGAGCUAUAGUAUACCGCAGAAACUUAAGGAUGAGUUACAGAAUGAGCUAAUUAAUGAUGAUCAAGAACUUGAUGUGCUUCAAAAGAAGAUAAAAACUAGAACAUUAACAAAUGAUAGUAAAAAUAAGGAGAAUAGGAAGAGGGCAAAGAUUGAUGUUGGUUAUGAAAUGCCCACUAUGAGUGGACAAACACUGGAUAAUAAGGAGAAAGAUAUAUUGCUCACCAAAGUGAAUGGCGUUGACAAUCUUCUUUUCUUUAGUGACUCAGAUGCCAAGCACUUCUCAUGUCUUCUUGACAACCAACCAGAUACCGAUGUAACUAAGGAUGAAAGAUUAAAACGACAGCUAAUGCGACUAGUGUUAAAGGUAAAGAACUGCAUACCUGGAAUUAGGAAACAAGCUAUGCGAACUUUGAAAGAUAAGUACAAGGAUUUUGGUGCUUCAAUAGUAUUUGAAAAUCUGUUGCCAAUUUUACUUGAUAGUUCACUUAAUGAUCAGGAAAGACAUUUGAUGAUAAAAUUAAUGGAUCGAGCAAUUUUAACACUUUCUGAUGACGUAUCUAAACAUGUAUCGCAAUUGUUAAACGCUAUUGGCCCACUUCUGCUAGAAAAUGAAUCAAUGGUCAAAACCACCGGAAUGGAUAUCAUUAUAAACUUAACAACUGUUGUAGGCUAUGGUACCAUUAUAAAAUCACUAAAAGAUGACAUUGCAGCUGAAGAUGAUUUCAUUCGUAAUUGUGCUGCUAAUAUACUAGCGGUUGUUACCAAAACUGUUGGAUUAGAAGUAAUGCUUCCAUUUUUUAAUGCUUUGGCGAAUACCAAAAAAACGUGGCGUAUACGACACACAGGAGUAAGAAUAAUUCAUCAAUCAGUUUUAUUGAUAGGCUCUGGUGUUCUCGCUUAUUUGUCUCCCAUUCUAAAAUGUUUGUCAUUGUUAUUGAAUGAUGAACAGCCAGGAACUAAAAUUCUCUGUGCAAAUACAAUAUCAUUAUUAGCACAAUACUGUUUUCCACAUGGUAUGAAAGCUUUUGAGAUUGUGUUGGAAACGACCUGGAAGACAGUAAAGACAUCACGAGGGAAAUUACUAAGCAGUCAUUUACGGGCUAUGGCAUCAAUCAUUCCUCUCAUGAGCUUGGAAUAUGCUGGUUUUUAUUCUAAAGAGCUUAUGCGUAUACUUAAAAGGGAAUUCAACAGCCCUGAUGAAAAUAUGAAAAAAACUGUAUUGCUGGUGCUUCAAAAAUGCUGCAAGUGUGAAAGUGUAACAUCAAAAAUGAUUAGGGAAGAUAUAUCGGAGGAAUUCUUUAAGAAAUUUUGGAUUCGUAGAACUGCUUUGGAUAUACAGCAGAAUAAACUAGUAACGUUCACCACUUCUGUAAUUGCAGAGAAGGUUGGAGGUGCUUAUUGUUUGGAGCAUCUAUUGGGUCCUCUCCGAGAUGAAUCCGAACCGCUGAGAAUUAUGGCUAUCCAUUCUGUAAACAAGAUAGUAUCAAUUCAAGGUGCCUUGGAUAUAAAUGAUAGAUUAGAAUCUUUGCUUGUCGACUCUCUAUUAAUAGCAUUCCAAGAGCAAAACAGUAAUGAUCCUAUAAUAUGCCAAUGCCUGGCAACUUUAGCUGUUGCCUUGGAUAUUCGAAUGAAGCCUUAUCUGGCUCCAAUAAUUUCUACAAUUUUGAACCUUUUACGUCAUAAAUCCCCUCAAAUUAGGCAAAAUGCAGCUGAUUUAUGUGCAGCCUUGAUACCCGUAAUCUCAAAUUGUGAUGAAGUAGUAAUUCUCAACAAGCUUUCGAUCAUUCUCUAUGAAUCGUUAGGGGAGGUUUAUCCAGAAGUGUUGGGUGCGAUUUUAGCAGCAUUGGAACGCAUAGUCCACAUACUCAAUAUCGAUACUAUACAACCUCCUAUUAAUCAAAUAUUACCCUCAUUGACACCUAUUUUUAGUAACGCCAACAGAAAAGUUCAAAUGAAUACUAUUCGUCUGGUCGGAAUUAUUGCACUAAAAGGACCAUCAUAUGCUCCACCAAAAGAAUGGAUGAGAAUAUGUUUCAAAUUACUGGAUCUUCUUAAAAGUACAAGCAAAAGUAUUAGACGAGAAACUACAGCAACAUUUGGUUACAUUGCAAAGGCCAUUGGUCCUAAAGACAUAAUCGUGGCAUUACUGGAUAAUCUAAAAGCACAGGAGCGUCAACUUCGUGUAUCUACUUCAGUUGCUAUAGCCAUUGUAGCAAAAGUGUGUGGACCAUAUACUGUGAUUCCAGCACUUCUCAAUGAGUAUAGAACUCCUGAAACCAAUGUCCAAAAUGGUAUCCUAAAGGCCAUGACCUUCAUGUUUGAAGAUAUUGGUGAAUUGGCAAAGGAUUAUAUCUAUUUUCUACUUCCUCUUCUGGAAGAUGCACUAAUGGAUCGUGAUCUUAUUCACAGACAAACGGCAGCUACAAUAGUAAGACAUCUAGCUCUCCAUUGCAGUGGAACUGGUUUUGAUGACGCAUUUAUUCAUCUACUAAAUUUACUAAUACCAAAUAUAUUUGAAACCUCUCCGCAUGUAAUAGAAAGAAUAUUAGAGGGUUUGGAAGCACUAGUUUACGCAAUUGGACCUUCCAUCUUUCUAAAUUAUAUAUGGGCUGGCUUAUUCCACCCAGCAAAAAAGGUCAGAGAUGCAUAUUGGAAGUUGUUUAGCAGAAUAUACGCCCAACAAGCUGACUCUAUAGUACCUGCAUAUCCAUCCUCCAUACGAAGCAAAUUGGACCUCCCUGAUCUAGAUUUAGUACUCUAA